AUAAAAUGCACUUUUAUAUUCUUAUUGAUGUGUUACCGAGUUGAUUUAAUCUUGUCUUCAAGUAGUUUGUUUGUUUCCAUCUCCUGCACAUCACUUCCUUUUGCCACCAUAUCUCGCGUUCACACACCUUUUCUUACUUCGACUCCGCCCAUUAUCCCCUUUGCCAUUACUCUCGCAUUUUCUCCACAUCUUAAUUCACCGACCACAUCCGCCCUCUCAAUUGUUCUUCACAUCACUCCUAUCGACUUUCUUUAACUUUCACCACCUCCAUUGCUGAAUUCUUUCCCGAGAGACAUUCUCAACAACAACAAACAACAAAAACAACAACAGCAACAAAAACAACAGCAGCAACAGCAACAAAAACAACAAAAACAAAAACAACAACAACAACAAAAACAACAAAAACAACAAAAACAACAAAAACAA
Gamsiella multidivaricata is the source of this 426-nucleotide messenger RNA. RefSeq lists its product as uncharacterized. NCBI's taxonomy places the organism in Eukaryota, Fungi, Mortierellomycota, Mortierellomycetes, Mortierellales, Mortierellaceae. The record is from RefSeq and is a predicted model, not a curated record. The transcript has a single exon. The coding region runs from base 28 to 255 and encodes 75 amino acids.